AUGCCGUGUCCCCCACGAGAAAAGUUCCAGAUCGGUUGGAUAUGCGCCCUACCAAUAGAGGUUGCCGCAGCUAAGGAGAUGCUGGAUGAAGGUUUUGGCAUUCUUGAUGUGCAAGAUCCAAGCGACUCAAACACCUAUAUAUUAGGUCGAAUUGGUAAGCACUACGUCGUGAUCGCCUGCCUCCCGGGCGGUCAAUAUGGAACUACGUCAGCCACAACUGUCGCAAACAAUAUGAUUCGCACAUUUUCGAAAUCUCUCCGGAUUGGGUUGAUGGUUGGAGUUGGUGGUGGAAUUCCGUCAGCCGCUCAUGACAUCCGGCUUGGGGAUGUUGUGAUUAGCUACCCAGAGAAUACCUGCGGAGGCGUGAUUCAAUAUGAUAUGGGGAAGGUCGUGGCCGGAGGAGAAUUUCGCCGCACUAGCUCUUUGAACAGCCCUCCUAGGGCCCUUCUUACAGCCGUUAACUUAAUAAGGGCCGCUGAGCUAACGGAUGAUCCUCACUACCCCGAGUAUCUUCUCAAUGCGAUCGGCAGAAACGCACGCACUCGGAAAAGUUUCGACCGACCACAACAGGACCGACUAUUCAAAUUAGAACACUGUCAUCCUACGACUGCGAGUACGUGUGAUGGGUGCCCUAUAGAAUGGGAAGAGAUACGCAGUGAACGCGAGACUAGUGAUCCACAACCGCACUACGGCAUCAUCGCAUCUGGAAAUGCAGUUAUUAAGGAUGGAUCUACACGCGAGCAGCUUAGACAGGACACUGGGGCAUUGUGCUUUGAGAUGGAGGCAGCUGGCUUGAUGAUGGACUUCCCUUGUAUUGUCAUCCGCGGUGUUUGUGAUUACGCCGAUACGCAUAAGAACAAACAGUGGCAAGGAUAUGCGGCCUUGGUAGCGGCAUCGUACGCUAAAGACCUGCUAGGGUAUCUUCCGACGGGCUCUGUGUCGCAAGAGAGCUUAGUGGUAGAUAUCUGCGGUGUGUACAAUCUAUAA
Penicillium arizonense is the source of this 987-nucleotide messenger RNA. Its product is annotated as 5'-methylthioadenosine/S-adenosylhomocysteine nucleosidase family protein. Gene Ontology annotation, molecular function: catalytic activity. The coding region runs from base 1 to 987 and encodes 328 amino acids. The record is from RefSeq and is a predicted model, not a curated record. Gene Ontology annotation, biological process: nucleoside metabolic process. The transcript has a single exon. NCBI's taxonomy places the organism in Eukaryota, Fungi, Ascomycota, Eurotiomycetes, Eurotiales, Aspergillaceae.